CAAUGGUAGUAGUUUUAAGUUUUCUAAUUUGUUUCAACUUUUAUUUUGAAAAUGUACUUUCCAAUUAUUGUAUAAAUUUUAUCAUUAAUUAUUAACUGGUCUCUACAUUUUAAUUCCAUUAUUUAUUUAUUUAUUUUUUUAUUUCAGUGAACUAUCUUCAACGCUUGGUAUGAAACCUAUAUUUUUAUUUUUAUAAUUAUUGUGAAAAAUUAAAAAUUAUGUAGGUACUCAAAAUCAUAUUUCAUCAUCCAGAUUAAAAAUAAAACUUGAAGUAAUAGUUUAAUAAAACCAUUCAAAAUGCCAAAAUUGGAAGUGGGAUGUAGAGUUGAGCUUACUGGAAAGAAUAUUCAAGGCAAUGUUGCAUUUAUUGGCCAAACACAUUUUGAAACUGGAACAUGGGUUGGCAUAAUUUUAGAUGAACCUAAAGGAAAAAAUAAUGGUGUUGUUAAAAAUCGCCAUGGAAUAUCUAAAACAUAUUUUGAAGUAAUAAUCUAUUAAUAUUUUUUGUAUUAAGUAGUAGAUUUAUUGCAGAUUGCAUUAACAAUAAUUUUUUCUAAUUAAUAUUCUUAAUUUAAUAUGUAGGUAAUGUAUUAUUUUGAAUUAUGUUAAUCCAAAUUGUUUUAUCUAGUGUGAUGAAAAUCAUGGUAUAUUUGUUCGCCAAUCACAUCUUACACUUAUUGAUGAAACAGGAGCACGUUUUGAUAUGUCUGCUAGUACAGAAUCUUUGACUCCAAAAUCUUCGGUUAAGUCUCGCAUUAGCAGGUAAAAUGGAUAUUUUUAUGUUGUUUGUAGUAAGUUUAAAACUAUAGUUUUCGUUUAUCUACUUUAAUUUAUAUGGUUAUAAUGCUAUAUAGCUUGCGAAAAAAGAUUGAUACAAAAACGUAAGUUAGUUUAAAAUAUUUUUGAAUAUUUUUGUUUAAUUCUUGUCUUUUUUUUUUUAGUUCAAGACAAUCAUUAGCUGGUUCAAGUAGGUUAAGUAUGAUUGCCCCAAAGAAUAAAGAUGAUACUUCACCAGUAUCUCGUACUUCUUCCCAAUCAUCACUGGUUGGUACUAGCCGUACUCCUUCACAAUCUUCAAUAGCUCUUCCUUCUCGUACUCCAUCACAGUCAUCAAUGCCUGCACCAUCGCGCACAUUAUCUCAAACGUCUCUUGCUGGUAUCGACUCCACAUCAAAACGUUCUUCGUUUGUUGAGGUAAUUAACAUUUUUGUAUUUCUGUACUGUUUUUAUAAUGCUUACACAUUUCCAUACUUCUAUAAAUGCACUUUCUUAUAUUUUGAUGAUUAUUUUUUCAUAAUACUACAGAUACUCAUAGUGUUUAAUUUAGAUAUAUGAUGUUUGACUGUGAUGAAAAAUAGUUGCUAAUCUGCUAAUCAUGAUAGUUCAUCAUACACAGAACUUAGUUAAAUUAUAUUUGUUUCUAAAGAUUAUGUGUACGAUUUAAGUAAUUUAUAUUGUUAAAAAUAAUGCAAAUGUAUAUUUAAGUAUUUCUAUAGUGAUUUAAAAAUAUUAUUCUCAACUGUAAACUUUAGGUAAGUGCCAUAAGUCUUCUGAAAAAUAAUUAUAUUUUCAGCGAUCACCCAGCAAUGAAAAGACGAGUCGAAUGUCUAAACUUAUAUCGCCAAAAGUGAAAUCUGCUGUUAAAACGCCAAUGACAAAAUCAUUGACGUCAUUAAAAGAUGUGUGUAAUUCAAAAGUAAUUUUUAUCUUGUAAAAAAAUAAAAAAACAAUAAAUGGGGAAUUGUAAAUGUUCUAUACAGCUUUUAAUUUAUUCUGCUUUGUGAAUACUUUUGGAUGAUAUUUAUUGGGCUUAAUAAAACAAUAAUUGAAUCAUGUUUAAAUUAUUUGGAUAAAUAAAAGUAAUAGAUACUUAGGAAAUAUAUGUAAAUUUUAAAUUUUAACAAAAAAACUUUUUCCAUUACUUAGAACAUAAUAUUUGUUUUCAAUUAAUUAUCAUAAAAAAGAUUAAAUUAACUAUCAUUUAUUUAUUAUUUAAUUUUUUUAAAUUUUUAAAUUGAGUCUGCGGCCUUAUUUCAAUAUUUCAAUGUUAUUUUUAUUAAAUAUUAAUUAAUUAUUUUUGUAAUUCAAUAUUCACUCUUCUAUUAAUAAAAACUUAAAAUAUUAUUUAGUAAUGGAAAAAGAUCUAUUGAGAUCAUAAGUUUAAAUUAUAGCACUGCAUUAUAUAUAAUUCAUUGCACAUUAUUUGAGCUUGAUAAUAAUAAUAAUACAAAUAUAUGUAUAGAAAAGUAUUACUUGGAACAAAUCAUACAAAUGAAAUAUAAAAAAAGGGUGUCGGGCACAUGUCUUACUUUAUCCACCCUUCUGUGUAAGUAAUAAUAUUGAGUUUGUUGGUUUUAAAUGUUAUUAUUAAAAUAUUAAUAUAAAUAUAUAUAGUUCAAAUACGGUGUGAAAUAUUCUUAAAUAAUAUCUAUAUCAAUACAUUUAAAAUCAAAACUACAACUAUUAAAUUUGUCUAUUUGUCUUGAUUAAAUUUUGAAAAUUAUUUGUAUAUAGGUACACGAAAAAGAAAAGAAUAUUUUCAAUUUUUAUGUGGAAAUUAAAUAAUGCAUUUAACUAUUUAUCUAUAUUUUUUUUUUUUGUUAAAUUAUAAGCAUUAUUUACGACUUAGAAUAUAUUUAUCUUAGCUAUACAAUACUCAUUCUUUAAAAAGUAUUUUUAAACUUUAUCGAAAUGAUUUUAUAAAACUUUUGCUUGGUUGUUUUCUUAAAGCUUCAUGAGUUCAUUAGUACUCCUGUACUGUAUGAUGCUUUUUUAACAUCUUUACUAUUUCAAAAAUUAAAUUUUUUUCAAAUAGAAUAAAUUUUUAAUAAUUUAAUUAUGUAGUUUAUACAGGUAUUUUUGUGUUUAAUCAUUAUAUAUAAUACUGUUUUUACAAAAUUGGUGAAAAUUAUAAUUGUUUUAAAAACAAUGUUAUUUAUAUAUUUAAUCAAUACAUUUCUAAUUUAAAUAUUUAUGAAAAAUAAUUAAUUUAAGGGUUUAACAUUCAUCUGAUUUUGUUCUAAUUUGUACUAAUUUGAAACAAUAUGUUAAAAUUGAGGUUUUUAGUGCAAUAAUGGACUAUUCCCAUUCCAUCAUUCUUCAUGGAUGGCUAGAAAAUCUUGGACUGUAAAAAUCUGCAAAACAAAUGCUUAAAUCAGAAAGUUUUGAGCCAUAAUAAUCCGGAAUACAAAAAUAUGCAUCUGUAAUGUCUUGGACAGGAAAUUUCUGAAAUGUCACGUACAAGAAUAAUCCGGAAUUUUAAAAACACUAUUAAUACUGGUAAUUGUGACACCUGGUAUGAGUAUGUCUAUUCUUCUCUGAAAACUGCCGUAAAAUCAUGAAUCUUAUUUUAAUCUUAAUUUGUCCAUUUUGUUUGUACUAUGUAUGCGAAAUAUUGCCAUCUAUCAGUGUUUUUUUAUUAAAGUCCGAGACAUUACAGUGUUUAUAUUUUUAUAUUCCAGAUUAUUAUGAUCCGGGAUUUCCUGGUUUAGGCAUUUAUGCUUUCCAGAUGUUACAGUCUGAGUAUUUAUUUUUCCAACUAAUUACAGUCCGGGUAUUAACAGAGUUUCAUAUUCCGGAUUUUUACAGUGUCAUUUUCUUGUCCAUGAAUUUGAAUUCCGUAAUUUUACAGUCUAUAUAAUUAUUUUCCGGAUAUUUCUUGUCUAAGACAUUUCAGUAUGAGUAUUAUUAUAGUCUAGGACUCUCUGUUAUAGGCGUUUAUGCUUUCUGGAUUUUUACAGUCUGGAAUAUUCAGGUCAAAACAAUUAUAUUUCUGACCGAUUACAGUCUAAACAUUUACAGUGUUUCAUUUUCUGGAAUUUUACAGUCCAUUGUUUUUUUGUUUGUAAAUUUAAACAUUCUCAAAUUUUACAGUCCAUAUAAAUACUGCUAAUAAUUUUUUUUCCGGAAUAUUACAGUCCGUAUGAUUACUAAAAAUUUACGGAUUUUUACAGUCUGUCUGAUUAUUUUCUGAAAAAUUCUGGGUUACCUUCUUCACCUUUAUUAUUGCUCUUAAAAAUAUUUAUUUAAUUUUAUUUAUUUUAUAUUUUAUUUAUUUAUUUCAAAUUUUUUAUUUUACCAUUAUUAGAGCUUAGAUUUUAAUGCAAAAUUGCAUCUUUUUUUUGGGUGAUGUUAAUCACUAAUUUAUUAGUAGUAACAUAUACUUCAAAGGUGAAACUUUUAUUUUGCAAUUAAAUGUUUUCAGUUUUUAAAUAUUUUUUGGGAAUUUUAUUAGUUAAAAUGCAUAUUUGUACAAAAAAUGAUUUAAUAAUUUAAAAUUCAAAUAUUUAAAGAUAAUCGAUUUUCUUGAUGUUUGGUUUAAUAGUUUUUUUAUACUGUUUGUUAAUUGUUCUAUGAUUUUGACAAUGUUUUGAAUUUUGUAUUUAUUUUUUUUCUGUGAACAAUUUUUUUAUCAGCAAUUUUGCUUCUAUUUACAAUGAUAUCAAUUUUUCUGAAAAGAAAUCUGACUGGGGUGAUACGUUAAGAAGGUCAUUUUUUGAUUUCCUCAGGAGUUUUAUAAAAUGAUGUAUGGAAAAUAUGUACUAUAUUUAAGAAAAUAUAUAAUGCAUAUAUAUUAUGUAAUUAUUUUACUAAAAUAUGACAUAUAUAUUGUUGGCAAAGCAAUACUAUCAACUGAACUCUGUUCAGAAUCAUUUUUUCAUUAGUUAUAAUUAAUUGUUAAGUACAGAUAUAUAUAAAAUUACCCCUCUACUUCCUUCCCAACUCCUCACCUACGACAGUGGCCCACCCACGUAUGAAGUAUGUCCGUCUUUUUAUUAAUGAUUGUGAAAGAUGCGUGUCAGUUAUUAUUAUCAUCAUCAACUUUAUUCUCAAUCGCAUCCAACCAUUACUCUUUUGUUUACUCUUUUCAUUACCAUUACUAUUGUUUCUGGUUUCUCUUUUUUCAUGACACGCUAAUCAAUGCCAUAAUAAAUAUAAUUGUAGGUUUUAGAUAAUUGUCACUUUUAUAACUUAUGGAAUUAAUUAUUUAUAAAAACAAGUCAUAAAGUGAUAUAUAGGUCUUAUAUUAGUGUAACUACUUAGUUUCAGUGUAAUACAAACAUAUUUUUGUUUUUAAUUUGUAUAUUACAUCACAAUAUAAUGUGAAUUUAGUACAAUGUAGAUAAUCAGGAAACCCGAUGAUGGCAUUGUACCAAAACAGUAGUUAUGGAUAUAUAAAUAUUAUAUAACACUUUAAGACUUGUUUUUUUAAAAUAAUUAAUUCCAUAAUAAAUAUGAAACGAAAAUUGUAUAGGUCAUUUCUUAAGUGCAUUUUUGGCUAUUUUUUUAGAGCAUUUUUGAUUGUUUUUAGUUUUCAUUUAAAUUGAGACUUUAACUGCUAUGACUGUUAUGUAUACAGUGAUUAUGAAGUGUAGACAUUUUAAUGGUUUGGUGAAUAUGUUAUUUCAAAUUUUUAACCUUAUAAUGCAAAUAGAGUAAGCCAUUAAAUUUUAUUUUUUCUUGUUAUAAGUAAUAUUUAUGUGGUUAAGUAAAAAAAAAAAAAAACGUGCGAGUUUGUGCUUGUUUAAUUAAUGUUAUAAACAUUUUUCGCAAUCGACCGGUAGAUCGCAAAUGAUUUAAAUGUUGAUCACCAUUUUGUUAGACUUUAUUUUUAUAUAAUUAGUAGAUAACAAUUGCUGGUCACAUUUAUCUUAAUAUAUAUUUUCUUUAUUUUGUUGUAAAUUUAUCAAAUAAUACAGUUCAACAGAGUUUAUCCUGACAAUUGUAUUUACAAUAAUAUUAUAUUAGUCUUAAUAAUAGUGUGAUAAAAAACAUUAUUUAACCAUAUAUUUUAGUUUUAUUAUUUAGUACGUGUAUGUUUAUUAUUAAUAUCUAUUAUUAGAUAAUUUAUAAUUAUAUAUUUUUGUUAGAAAGUCGAUUCUCAAAGAAAAAAUAUAUUCUUAGUAGAUCUCUAUCAAAACAAGUUUGAUCAUCCCUGCUGUAUAUUUAUUAAAUGCAAAUGGGAUUAAAAGACACAAUACAAAUAAAGUUUUUACAUUCACAUUUCACAUAAUAUUUAUUGUUUGUAAUCAAUGUAUUUUUUUUAGGUUAGUUUAUUUUAAUAAAUAUAAUGUUAAUAUUAAUAUUAACAAAAUUAAUAAAGUAACAAAUUAAAAUCACUAAAAUUUUGGUAUUUAUUAUCCCAAGAAGUGUAAAAAGAAUUUCUAGGGGAUUUUUUUUUAUUUAAAUAAUUUAAAAUUAUUAAAAUAUUUAAAUUUUUGGUUAUACAAGAAUUGAAUGAAGUACUUAGUUACUACUAUAUAAAUAGUACCAUAUUGUUUUAUUUUAAAUUUGCAGUAAAUAUUACCUCUGUUUUAAUUGAUAUUUUACUGGUAAUAUUCAUUGAGUAAAUGGAUUUAUGUAAAUAACUUAUAUAAAUUUUGAUUAAUAUAUAAAUUUUAUAAUACAAAACAACAAAUAUCUUUGAUUGUUUUCAUUAAAAAGGAAUUAGUUUUAUGUACAAAAUAUAUAUUUGUGGAUUUGAUAUUUACCUAUACUUAAAAUACUUUUUAUAAUGGAACUUCUUGGAUAUAAUUACUAUUAGAUCUGCACUAAGUAAAACAUUAUAAACCAUUUUAUAAUUUGUAAAUUUAAAUGAGAACCCUUAACAGUAAAUAUAUAAUAUUUAUAUUGCAUGAAUUAUUAUUGUUAUAAAAACUUAAGCAAUGGAAGUCUUAACUGUUUUUUUUUUUAUUAUGUAAAUAUUAUUUGGUAUUGUGAAUUUGCACGUUUGCUUUUGUGCCAUUCAUUACUGUUUCUGUUGGCAAUAACAUUAUAAUAGGACAUUACCAGUGCACGAGUGUCAUAACUCAAAAGUUGUAGUCAUAUAAUUUAUACUUCAAUUUUUAUUUAAUUAAUACACAAUUAAAACCUGAAUAUGAAAAAUCUUACUGAAAGAAGAUAAUCAUAUUUUUCUUAAAAAAGGACUUACAUUUGGAUACUCAAAUACAAAAUGUGUUUUAAUUAUGGGUUAUGUCCUUAUUGCACUAAUAUAUAAUGUUUAUAAUUUUAUUUUUAUUGUAUUCAUACAAUUUGUAUUUCAUUAUUUAAUAGACUGAAUUUGUUGAAGCCCUUAAACCACAUUACACACCAGGACAAGCUGUUUCUCCUAAUGUUCUUGCAACCACUCCUACACAAAGACCAUCUCAUAAUAUGGCAGAUGUUGCUGAAAUUCAAAAUUUAAAGGAUCAAGUACAAGAUUUAACUGAGAAAUUGGAUGUGGUCAAAAGUAAAAAAAAAAAUUAUAAUUAUAUAAAUUUCUAUUUAAUAGUAAAUUGGAAAUAUUAUUUUUGUUGAAUAGCAAGAUUAAAAGAAAAAACUCAUGAUAUUGAUAUGAUGAAGCUUCAGUUAGACCAAGCAUCAGAGUUUAAAAGCAAAAUUAUGGAAUCACAUUCAUCAUUAAAAAAAGAACUAGAAAAGGUUAAAAUGGAAAAGCAAGAUGCUUUAGAAGGAAAAGAUGAAUAUAAUGAAAUGGCAGAGACUUUAGAAAUGGCAACUCUUGAUAAAGAAAUGGCUGAAGUUAAGGCAGAAACACUUCAACUAGAAUUAGAACAAGCAAAAGAACGCAUUGAAGAGUUAACAGUAGAUUUAGAGCUCUUAAAAGCUGAGUUAGAGAAAGGAGGUGGUAGUGAAGAAUCAGAUGGUGCAAAUUCUUUCAAAGUCAAACAACUUGAACAACAAAAUUUGCGUUUAAGAGAUACCCUUGUCAAGUAUUAUAUCCUAUUGCUUCAUUUUAUUUUAUUUUGUUCUUAUAGAACAUGUAUUAAUUUGUUUGUUGUAGAUUGCGUGACUUAUCAGCACAUGAGAAACACCAAACUCAAAACCUGCAAAGAGAAAUUGAAGAAAAGACAAAGCAAUGUAAUGAUUUGCAAAAGUCAAAUGAAAAAUUAACAGCAAGAGUUGAAGAACUUGUAUCUCAAGUUAAUGAUUUACAUGAACAGGUAAAAUAUUUUAUUAUUCAUCCAAAAACAUAAACGUGAAAAAAUGGACAAAGUUAGGUCAAAAAAAGUUUGCCUGCUUAGGCAAAUAGGUGUCAAGUUUAAAUUUAUAUACAUUUACAUAUUAUUUAAUUUUUGGGCUCAUUCAUUAUCAUGCACCCAGAUCUUAAAAAAUGAAAAUAAUUUUUUAUGUAGUUUGACUAAUAUUUAUAGGUUGAUGCUGCUUUGGGCGCAGAGGAAUUAGUUGAACUUUUAGGUCAACAAAAAUUGAAUUUAGAAGAUAAAGUGGCAGAACUAGAAGAAGCAGUUAAUGAUCUAGAAGCUAUACAAGAUAUUAAUGAUCAACUCCAAGAGGAUAGUAGAGAAUUGGAAAUGCAAUUGCGUGAAGAAUUAGAUCUGGUUAAUGCUAAUAUCAGAGAGGUAUGAGUAAUAGAAAUUGAAAAAUAAUUACACAGUUUUUAUUAAAUAAAAUUAUUUUAUAGUGUGUUAAAGAAAAAGAACGAGCCUUGGAAAGUUUAGCUGAUAGAAGUUUAGUUAUUGUAAAGUUUAGAGAUUUGGUAAACGAACUACGGGAGCAAAAUCAAGAUCUACAAACUCAAUUGAUGAAAGAAUCGGCAUCAAAGGAUGAAGUUCGAUCAUCUAUACCAGAAAUGCUUGACUUUAAGGUUGGAUAUUGGUUUAAAUAUUUACAAUAUGAAAAUAUAGAAAAUAUAUUAAUAUAUAUACAUAUAUUAUUUAUUAGAAAAUGUUUGCUGAAACCAAAGCUCAUAGUCGAGCAAUUGAUUUGGAAUUACGUAGAAUGGAAACACAGGAAGCACAACAACACAUUCAAUAUUUAUUAGCUUAUAUGCCAGAUUCAUUUAUGUCUCUUGGAGGUAAGAUUAUUAAACUUGAAUAUUAUAUUUGCACAUCCUAUUUGUAUAUUGUGUGAAAUUGGUUUAUUUUAUUACUUUUUUAUUGUUUAAAAUUAACCAUACUAUGUUUAAUAACUAGCCAUUAAAUAUUUUUAUUGUAUAUUAAUUUUUAUAUACUAGGUGAUUAUGAUGCAAUACUAUCUCUUUUAUUAUUACCACGCAUGAUUUGGAAGAGUGAAAUACUUAUGACACACGUGCGUGAUAAAUAUCCCGAUGUUCAAGAAAUUACUAAAGAAACCCUUAUAAAAGAUCAUUCUGCUGAGCAAUUUGCUACUCGAUCUCGUCUAUCUUUCUAUUUAUACAGUCUGCAGGUAUAUAAUUUAUAAUAUCAACUAUAUUUUUAAUACAAUAAUUAUUAUAUCACUAGUUUAAUUAAAUCUUAGGCUGCAUUACGACAAUUUGUUCAUGGAUUAAAUACAACUACACCCGAAACUUUAAUAAAAGUUGGUGAAUCAUAUCCUGAUAUGACAAUACAAGAAAAAGUUUUAAAUGGGUAUAUAGAAAUGUUGAAAAUCGAUCAGGUCAGUUAAAGUUCUUAAAUUUAAUUAUACAUUUAAUUUAUUAAAUGUAUUAUUUAUACCUAGUUGGAUGAAAAUGUGAAUACAGAAAAUUUAGAACGGUGUGUAGCUUACUUUAAAUAUGUGUAUACACCUCUCAUUCAUGAUUUCAAUCCACAUUAUGAAUAUUUAUUAUUAGAUAAUGUUUUGGUUUUGACAGCAGCUUGUAAUACCAUUCAAACAGAUGCAAAUAUAAUUAAAUGUGUUAUACAAGUAAGCAUAGAACAAAAUGCAACUAUACAUUUCAUAAAUGUGAAUAUAUUUAAAUUUGUAUACAUUUUUUAGUGUGAUAGUGACUCUAGUAUUCUUAAAUUUUGUGAUGAUGUAUUAGUUGCUUGUGAAGUGAUAAAUCAACAUUUAAAACAAAUUAAAAAACGUGCUGAUGUCAACAGUAUUAUAAAAUCAGAUUUAAGUGCAUGCACCCAAUUUGCAGAAAAAUUAAUUACUGUGUUAAGAGAAACUGCUAAAAGUGCAGUUAGUCAAAUUUCCCUAGCUACAGGUAUUGUUGUAAAUACGUUUAAUUUACCUAUUUUUUGCUUUACUAUGCAAAUAUUUUAGAUGAUAAAAACGUAAAUAGUGAAAAUAUUAUGCAAGUAAUGUUAAACUCGGUUGAAAAAGUAUUUGAAAAAGAAGAAUCAAGUAAAGGAGUUACUGUUUGUCUAAAAAUGUGUAUUUCUACUCUGGCCAGUGAAAUCGCUAAUGCUGCACAAGCUAUUCAAGAGGCUGAUUUGACAUUAGCUACUACUGAUACAUCUAAAGUAAAAUUUUAGUUUUAAAGUUUAGGUUCAUUUUAUAGCUAUAAGUUGAAGUUCAAACUAAAUUAAAUAUCCCAGAUUUGAUUUGGUUUAUAAUUUGCCCAGCAAUAGAUUAAUAAAAAAAAUCAGUUAUGACCUUUAUGCGGAUCCCCGUAGUUCUCUGCAUUGAUAUACUACACAUGUACAUAUAUUAUCAUUCAGACAAAUUUACAGUUUAGAGACAACCUAUUUAAAAUAUUACGUUUUUUAUAUGAUUAAAAUUGAAUUUUUUUUUUAAUUCUCAUAAUUUACUAUGGAAUUAGAAGUUUUAACUUAUUGAUGUCAAAAUAAAAAAAAAUAAUAAUAAUAAUAAAAGUUUAAUUAAAAUAUAAUUUUUGAAAAAUAUAGGUUUAGUUCAUAAUUGAAAUAUAUUUCAGGUUAUUGCACUAGUGCUCUUUUACAAUGUUUCAUUUCACAUGAAUAUUAAAAAUGGCAGCAUAGUGGCCUAAAUGUAUGAAAAUAUGACUAAACUUAAUAAUUUAUUACAUAACACAUGACCGUGUGGCUAUGUGAAAACAGUUUUACUCUAACACCACCAUUUUAUUUUUAAUUUGAUAAUACCAGAUCAUAAUAUAUGCAAUAACCUGGUAUAUUUCAAUCAUGGUUUAAAUCAUUAUUUUUCUUUUUCUCCGCCUCUUUUUCUAACUAUUAAGGUAAUAAUGUGAUUCAAGUUAUUACUAAUAUUUUAAUAGUUGGAUUAACAGAUUUAUUUUGUAGGAUAUACCACCUAUUACUAAACGGGCUAAACAAGUUAAGAGUGAACUUGAGGAAACUAAAGCAUUAAGAAAUACAAUAAAAUCCAAAGAAAAUGAUAUACUUGAGUUGAAAAUGGCUCUAAGAUCUAAACAAGAAGAAAUUGGUGAACUUAAUGUUAGAAAAGAACUUGCAGAAAAAAAAUUAUCUACCACUAUGCAUGAAUCUGAAAUAUCUAUUGAAAAACUACAGGUAAUUUAAUUAAAUUGUUUAUAGGAAUAUAAGUCAUUAUUUUUAUAAGAUAUAGAUGAUGGAAAUACAUUAUUUGUUUUUCCUUUUACAGAGAAAGUUAGAUGAAACACAACAGCAACUAAAAAGAAAAUCAAAAGAAUAUGAAGAAACAAUGGAUCAUUUACAAGCAGAUAUUGAUUCACUUGAAACAGAAAAAGGAGAACUUAAAAAUAAACUUAAAAAUUAUUCAAAGAAAAUUCUCAUUGAGGGUAUAAAUAAAUCUGCUUCAAGUAAGUUAUAUUUGUUUUGAAUGAUAUAUAAAUUAGUACAUAAUUGGGUUUAUUUUUAGUGACUUCUCCUGGAAAUGAUGCUAAUAAGCCAUACCAAGAAUCUCCAUUUUUACUUAAUGAAUUAAAAUUAACUAAAAUGGCAUUAAAAUAUGAAAUGGAUCAAAAAGCCAAGCUUGAAAAUAAUUAUUGUGAACAAUUAUUUUCUAAAUUAAAACCAUUACCGGUAAGAUUAAUUUAAACAGAAAAUUCAAUACCUAUAUUAAAUUUAAAAUAUUGGUUCUAUUUAAUAUGACUAUAUUAUAUUUGCUUGUAUAUGAUUUUAUUUGUGAAAACAAAAAAUUUAUUGGUAUUUGAAUGUAAAAUGUUUAAAUGUAUUUUAUAUUACUUAAUUUGAAUUUUAUUUUACAAAAAUCAGUACUAAUAAAUGAUUGUUUCUAAUUAAUCAUAUUAAAUAGAACUCAUUAUAAUAUAGUAACUAUACCUAUUUAUGUUAGAGUUUUUUUCGAUAUUAAUAAUUAUUAAAUGAAAAAUUAAUUGUCAAAAUUAGAUACCUGAUGAGCCGUCAAAUGAAGAAAAAUACGAAAUAGCUAAAUUAAAGAAAUUAGGCAAUGAAAUAUUAAAUGUAAAUAUUAUUAAUGACUAUUCUUAACAAAUACAUAACUUCGAAUGCAUAUUAAUACAAUUUAUAUAUUUAUGAUUAGGAUUUUCAUAAAACUUUAACUAAUAUUAAUGUUAUUGAUGUAACUAAACGUGUGCCUGGAAGAAAACUAAUGACUGAUGAGAAUGUAUCUGCUAAACAAGUACUAGACCACAAUUUGCAAUGGAAACAAUUACAAAAGAAAUUGAAUGUUUUACAUGUGAGUAUGACUUGACUUCAAUAAUUUAAGCUAUAUUAAAUAUUUUAUACUUUUAUUUUAUAACUUUUUUUUAAUUUCACCAGGACAAUUAUAAUAAAGAAAUAAUUAAGAGACAAACAUUUGGCCGUAUUGAAACAGAAAUGACUACUUUCCCAACUCCAACUUUAAAAAAAGUAUAUUUUAAUGUAUAUUUGUAAACAUUAAAACAAUGUUUUAUAUUUUUAAUUUAAGGCAUUAGAAGAAGAACCUAUUUUAGCUGCAGAGUUUGUAAUACCAAAACCUUCAAACUGGAAUGGUCCUACAGAUAUAAAAAUGGAAAUAGAUACCAAGACAUUAGCUUUAUUACAACAGCAAAUCACCAAUGCUGCUCAAUUAAAUCCAUGUGUUCGGUAAGUAAAUUUAAAAUUAAUAUUAAAUCUUAAUGAUAUAAAAUCAUGUAUGGUUCUUUAAUUAAACUAAAGUUACUGAUGCAGUUUGAUAUUAUACUAUUGAUACUUAAAUAAAUUCAUAAUAAUUUAGUAAAUGGUAAAGUUUAUUCACCAUCAUAUUAUUUUCUAUAUUGGUUCUAUUUGAAUCUUUAUUAAUCAUUAUUAAUAUCUUCUAUAAAAUAUUGUAUAGUAUGCUACUUUCAAAAUUAUCCUAAGAUGUAAUCUUACUUAUAACAUUAUAGUCAAAUUAAAAACUGAGUAAUACAUUUAUUUUCUUCACUUUCAGUUACAAUUUUGCUUACACAACGGAUGAACUACUUGGUUUUUAAUAUUUUGAACAACCAUACUAGGACCAGCAUUUAUUUUGUUGUAUUUAAAUUAAUUUAUUCUUGUAAUGAAUACAAUAUUUUAAUUUUUUCUAUUGUGAUACUUUUUUUCUGAUGAUACUAAUAACUAAAAUAUA
Molecule: messenger RNA, 13164 nt
Organism: Cinara cedri
Lineage: Eukaryota; Metazoa; Arthropoda; Insecta; Hemiptera; Aphididae
Source: the annotation of a GenBank genome assembly